Messenger RNA from Conger conger (European conger), 2449 nucleotides. It is a transcript of the gene ephx4, whose product is annotated as epoxide hydrolase 4. NCBI's taxonomy places the organism in Eukaryota, Metazoa, Chordata, Actinopteri, Anguilliformes, Congridae. The record is from RefSeq and is a predicted model, not a curated record. Gene Ontology annotation, molecular function: hydrolase activity. The coding region runs from base 711 to 1820 and encodes 369 amino acids. The transcript has 7 exons.
GGUGUUCCUAUGGGAGGGUCAAGGUUCAUGAGGUAAUGAGCUGUUGUAUACACAUGAAAAUGCAAAGUGUAUGGAUAUUAGUAGUGUGGUGCAAAUACAUUUUGAUCAGAUUUCAAUAGCGUUUCAGGAAAUGCAUUUUUUCAGCACAAAAAUAGUUUACUCACUGGAAACAACAUGCCUUCUUUACAAUGCGUUGCAGUGAUACUAAACGUAUGAUUAGAUUUGAGGGAAAGUUGUAGCUUUGAGUCUUAAUAAAAUGCUGAAUUGCCCCUAAAGGAAAUUACAAACUGCAUACUUGAAGAGGGAUACAUGCUUGCACUACCUUCGAUAUGUAAAACGACAACUGUUUCUUUCUGGCGAGCACGUGGAAGCCGUGUUGUUUAAAAUACAAGCCGUCAUCCAAAUAAGCCAAUUGCCCGCAUUCUGAAAUUUGGAGCAUAGCAGUUGAAGCUUUGAGCAGUGGUGUAAAAAACACCUACUUCGCAAUACAACCCUCCUGACACACGCAAGCGUGAAUCCUGACGUUCAGAUCUUGUGUGCAUUUCAUUGAGUUCACAUUCAGGGAUCCUCCCCAGCAGGCAAGACAGACGAAUGCGCUUUUUACUGUGCAGAAGGAUUGCUACUGUUGUAUUAUUUAAGGAACAUCAGCCAAUUAACGGCAAAUCAAUUGGUAACGUGAUCUAUAUCGCUUUUCCCGCUGUAAUGUAAAAAUGGCGAGGCUGCUUCGCAACUUGCUGUUGUUUACAAUUCGACUUGCGCUAAGGAUCAGAGUUUUGGGCUAUUGGUCUUUGAUAUACAGCUAUUGUGCGCUCUGCACUUGCAUUGCGCUGUUGAAACUUUGGUGGAACAUAAUUCUAAGGCCGUCAAAAACCUUUCAAUGGGGAAUACGCGAAACUCCCCCAGCCUGCCUGAAUGACACGUCCUUGGGAACCCACUGCUACGUUAGAAUAAAGGAGUCUGGUCUGAGAUUCCAUUAUGUGGCUGCAGGAGAAAGGGGAAAACCACUAAUGCUGUUUCUCCAUGGUUUCCCAGAGUUCUGGUUCUCCUGGCGCCACCAGCUGCGUGAAUUUAAGAGCGAGUUUCGGGUUGUAGCGGUGGACAUGCGUGGGUAUGGGGAGUCCGACGUUCCUGCCUCCACUGACAGCUACCGACUAGAUUACCUGCUCACUGAUGUUAAAGACAUCGUGGAGUACUUGGGUUAUAACAGAUGUUUCCUCGUUGGCCACAAUUGGGGCGGGAUCAUCGCAUGGCUGUUUGCAAUCCAUUACCCGGAUAUGGUGACAAAGCUCAUCGUCCUGAACUGUCCCCAUCCUUCCGUUUUUACAGAUUACAGUCUCCGCAGUCCCAGCCAGUUGCUCAAGUGCAGCUACAUCUUCUUCUUCCAGCUUCCGCAUUUGCCAGAGUUAAUGCUGUCAAUCAACGACUUCAAGGCCCUGAAAGGCCUGUUCACCAGCCGCAGUACAGGGAUUGGGCGGAAAGGCUGCUGGCUCACCUCAGAGGAUAUGGAGGCCUACAUGUACGCCUUCUCCCAGCCCGGGGCCCUCACAGGCGCAUUAAAUUACUACAGAAACAUCUUCAGCUUCCUCCCAUUGAGGCAACAAGACGUGAAGUCCCCCGUGCUCCUGCUGUGGGGAGAGAGGGACGCCUUCCUGGAGCAGGACAUGGCAGAGACGUGCCGCCUCUACAUCAAGAACCAUUUCCGGCUGAACAUCAUCUCCGGGGCCAGCCACUGGCUGCAGCAGGACCAGCCCGACAUCGUCAACACCUUGAUGUGGACCUUUCUCAAAGAGGGCGAGGGCCGCAAAACCUACAGAAACUGAACUACUUUCCUCUUAGGAGGGCUGGAAAUUGCCUGUGAAAACCAACCAACCAACCAACAUAAUAAUGCAACCAUCUUUUGAAUUUUACACAUUUCAGAUACGUAUAUAUCAAGAUGUCAAACAGAGUAAGGGGAAAAAGCACACUUUAGCAGGGCUGACACCGAUUAGAGCAUUUGAUCAUUUUAAGAUUUUUGCACAUGACAUCUGCCUUAAAGUUUGUAAAUGACACAUUUACAGAUGUGCGGCAAAUCUCCUUGUGAGUUGUAUUGUGGUGGUGCCUUUGACUUAUUUAUUAAUGUGACGACUAAAAGUUGUGCCAUUUUUAUGAGAUUUCCUGGGCUGUGGUGUGGUCUGCUAUACUAUGUGUCACCAGAUUGCUCCUUUCUUUUUCUACAGCAAUCCCCCCAGGAUCCUUCUCUAUCAGGUGGUGUUGUCUUAAUGAAAAUGUUGUUCUUCAUAUUUGUAUUUUUUGACAAUUUGCUCAGAUAUUUGAGAAUGUUGUUAUCUUGAUCUUCCUGUAAAAAGUGAUGGUUAAAUAUUGUAAACUUUUUGUAUCUCUUCCUACACGCUGCAUUUAUUAUUCCACUGAGCCAGUUCUGCACCAUUUUAAUUUUCUAAGCAAAUAAAGA